Mizuhopecten yessoensis (Yesso scallop) is the source of this 1001-nucleotide messenger RNA. RefSeq names its product LYR motif-containing protein 2-like. Lineage: Eukaryota; Metazoa; Mollusca; Bivalvia; Pectinida; Pectinidae. The transcript has 3 exons. Bases 33 to 308 code for a protein of 91 amino acids. Gene Ontology annotation, cellular component: mitochondrion. The record is from RefSeq and is a predicted model, not a curated record.
UACGAUACAGUUGUCGCCCUUGAACACACAACAUGGCAGGUUCCCGGUUGCCACCGGAGAAGCUGAAACAUGCUAUGUCAUUAUCUAGGUUCAUGCUGCGGUCCCAGGUACUGAAGUUGUACAGAGACAUGAUGCGGAUUGUGUAUAAUCUACCUGACCUCGACCAGCGCAAAGCUCUCAAGGACUUCAUCCGCCACGACUUCGAAUGUAAUAAAAAUGUUGAGGAUGAGGAGGCCAUUAAAAUGUUUAUCAGUAAAGGAAAAAUAUCUCUCAGAGAGCUCGAAAAUACCGUUCCUAGGGGAAAAUGACAACAUUAUUUCAAAAAAAAUCUAUACACAAAGGAAAACAGGAGAGAUGGCAAUGAAAGUCUCAUACAGAACCAAACCAGAUGACUGUCCAUUCAUGAUGUCUGACACAAGCCUAGGAUCUGGCCAAUCAUAACAUCUGAUACAAAUAAAUAACGUCUGGUACAAGCCAAAAGUCAGGCCAAUGAAACGUCCGAUAAAUAGCCAUAAUAUCACAACACAUUAAGCCAAGUCUUCAUGAUAAAUGAGAAUUAAGCUGGGCUUGCGACAGAAUGUGAGGUUAUUGGGGCGUGUCACAGAAGCUAAAUCCUUAAACUUGGAGACCAACAGGAAAAGAAAUUGGAAAGAUCUGAAUGGAAUGUUUCAGAUGACGAAAAAGGAAAGAAUAUGAAAUGUAUGAAAUGUAUUGAUUUAGUGACAAAAUGGAAGGGAAUAUUUUCAGCCCAAAGGCAAUGACGUGAGGUGACCUUGACACCAUUUAGCUGUCAGUCCAUUUAUCGUGUGUAAUUUUCUGUGAAGGUCUUGGUCCAAAGGUUUUUUUUAUAAAGAAAAACGGAAGUGCAAGAGAAAAUUGAAAUAUGUGCAUGUUCCAAAUAACUUCAAGCAUCUCGUUUAUUUUCAUAUCCUUAAUUUUUAUACAACUUCAUUACCAAAUACUGGUAUAUGUGUAUGUAUUUUGUUAUUAAAAUUACAUAA